CUUCUAUUCACCGGAAAAGAUCAGUUAGUGUUGAUGCGGCCAAUCUGCCCGCAAGCUAAGAGCAAAUAUAAAGUAACGCGGAGCAGAUCAUGAACCGUCAUGCGGUGUAAUGUGUCAACAGUGCCUAGUUUGACGUUGCCUUAGUCCCGGGACGCAGCAGUCCAGGAUGACUCUGAUAGAGGGCGUGGGUGAUGAGGUCACUUUACUCUUUGGAGUGGUGUUUCUGGUGCUGGUUGUGGUUCUAGCCUGGGCCUCCACGCACACUGCGGAGCCUCCAGAGCACCUCCUCCCAUCCACUCCAGCGCCCGCUGCCCCCUCUUCAGAGGCCGAAAGUCAGGAGCCCCUCCCCUCCAGUGACAUCACCUCCCCGUCCCACAGCCUGAGGGACGACGGUAAGGCUGAGGCUGAGAGUGGAGCUGAGGGCCAGGCUUCAGAUGAGGGAGGAGGAGAUAGAGGCCUGCUGGGAGCAGAUGGUCUGAGGCACCGAGAGGCAGCAGGACCUUCGCUUGCCACCCAACCACCAGCUAGUGCCUCAGGCCCCACACAGCCCACCUCUUCUGAAGAUGUGUCUAACGACACAGUGAGAAACAUGGUGUUGAGGCUGAAGUUCUUGAAUGACACGGAGCGAAUAGCGCAGGUCAACCCUGAGGACACCAUCGGUUACAUUAAAAGGACCUACUUCGCUGGCCAGGAACACCAGGUGCGUCUGAUCUACCAGGGUCAGCUCCUCCAGGACGACGCCCAGACCCUGUCCUCUUUGAACCUGGCUGAUAACUGCGUUCUGCACUGCCACAUCUCUCAGCAUGCCACCCGAGCCGUUCCCGCAGGUGCCCGUGCUGCCGACCAGGUGCAUGUGGCUCUGAACGUGGGCAGCCUGAUGGUACCGCUGUUCGUACUCAUGCUGUCCGUGCUGUGGUACUUCCAGUUUCAGUACCGUCAGUUCUUCACUGCACCUGCCACUGCCUCUCUUGUCGGAAUCACCAUUUUCUUUAGUUUUGUUGCAUUCGGGGUAUACCGCCGCUGAUGGAUAGCUUCACUCAACUCACAGAAACACACACUUAUAUACACUCAUUUUUGCACUUGCAUACCAGCGCCAGUGUCUGUCGCUUAUGGGAUCUCUGGACACUCUAAGGUUGUUUUUGAAGGCUGUGAUUUCAGAAAAUAAUCUCUGAGAUCUGUUUUUUUUUUUUUUUUUUUUUUUUUGUCCUUUUUUUCUUCACUGUUGUCAUUCUCAUCUGCACCAAGUUUAUGCUUGUGUCACAGAUAGAAAUGUGCUAUAUAUUUAAUUUUUUUUUUUUUUUUUUGUUCUGUUUAGAAAUGCUCAUUGUGCCUAUCCUAAUAUUUCUCUUAUUUUUGGGUUGGCAGGCUGCUGGCAUGUAGCUGGCGCUUGCUUGUAGGAGGGAUCGGUUUGAUAGUCACAUGACUGUCUAAGCCUUAGACAGGUUUAUCUGUCUGUCUGUCUCACACUGUUACAGAGCAGAGAAGACAGCGCUGCUGAUGUACGUUGGGACUAUUGAAGUACUUUGUGGGGGGAAAAGGCAUUUGAAACAAAGAAAUAAUCUAUUAAAUCAUUCUUUUAUUUAUCAGA
This is a messenger RNA of Pygocentrus nattereri (red-bellied piranha), 1588 nucleotides long. It is a transcript of the gene tmub1, whose product is annotated as transmembrane and ubiquitin-like domain containing 1. The transcript has 3 exons. The coding region runs from base 167 to 1024 and encodes 285 amino acids. The record is from RefSeq and is a predicted model, not a curated record. Gene Ontology annotation, molecular function: protein binding. Lineage: Eukaryota; Metazoa; Chordata; Actinopteri; Characiformes; Serrasalmidae.